Messenger RNA from Daphnia carinata, 1186 nucleotides. RefSeq names its product platelet glycoprotein Ib alpha chain-like. Gene Ontology annotation, cellular component: membrane. Lineage: Eukaryota; Metazoa; Arthropoda; Branchiopoda; Diplostraca; Daphniidae. Gene Ontology annotation, molecular function: protein binding. The record is from RefSeq and is a predicted model, not a curated record. Bases 233 to 1171 code for a protein of 312 amino acids. The transcript has 4 exons.
CUGGUUUGAAUACACACAGAAAAGGUUACCACAAAACGGACAAAACUCACGAAGAAAUUUCAGUCUCAACUCGGACAAUGACGAAAACAGGUCUGGUUGUAGUAAUUGUGCGUCUCUGGAACGUUUUCCAGUGGUCUAUUAUUUUUUUGUCCGUGGCGGAAAUAUUGCUAGUUGUCCCGAUUCGCGUCUAAUUGCCCCGUGUCAAUGCCAAACCGAGAAUAAUGUUGUCUCAAUGGUUUGUGCCAAUUUGCAAAGUGUUCAGCAAUUGAUGAAAAUCUUUGAACCACCCUUCCCCGUUAACCAACUGUGGCAUUUGACGGUAAAGCACAGUCACCUGGAUGACUUGGAGGCCAAUUUGCUGGGUGACAAAUCCUUUGCUGUUAUUUUAUUUCAAAAUGUCACUGGUGUAAGCAAAAUUAUGCCUCACGCGUUUGCCGCGUCGGUUGAACGACUUCGUGUUCUCACUUUUGAUUCGUCACCGUCACUCGGCGUACUUUCCGUCCAGGGGAUUGCUGAUUUGGAAAAUCUUGUGGAUUUCGAAGUUACGGCUAGCGUCGACCAAUUAAUUGAUUUCCCAUCUUUACCGAAUUUGCAGUACCUACAUCUGUAUGGCAAUAGGUUCUCCAAUCCACCCAAUCUACCCCACUUACCGAAAUUACAUUCUCUUUGGCUCAAUUCUGGCAAAUUGGUUGCUCUUCAACCACUUAAUCUAACUUUUUUGCCAAGUUUGAGAAAAAUUGUCCUUUUUGGUAACCAACUGCGACAGCUAGACGAAGGGGACUUACAUUUCCAAUCCCCUCGAGUUGAUCUUAUAGACUUGAGUGACAACGACUUGAGUGGUGGUAUUCAUCCAAGUGCUAUAGAAGGAAUCAGCUACAAUACGAUAAUUGAUUUAAAGAAAACCAAUCUCACUCAACUUGAAGAAGCUACAUUUCGGCCGAUUCUUAGUGUACUCGCACGUGGCGCCGGACACGUACAACUCCAUGGCACGAUGUUGCAAUGCGAUUGUCAGUCUUUUGGCUGGCUUUUACGAGAGCCAAAACUAAUGGCCAAAAUUUCCCAAACUUCUAAAUGUUCCGACGGCGUCAACGUCCAUUUUAAGACUAGCCGCCUACAUUGUCCUUUAAACGAAACGAUAUCCGAACCGAUCAGUAAACCUACAACGCAUUGAUUCCAAAAUGAACGU